Neomonachus schauinslandi (Hawaiian monk seal) is the source of this 3012-nucleotide messenger RNA. RefSeq names its product UbiA prenyltransferase domain containing 1 (gene UBIAD1). The transcript has 2 exons. The record is from RefSeq and is a predicted model, not a curated record. NCBI's taxonomy places the organism in Eukaryota, Metazoa, Chordata, Mammalia, Carnivora, Phocidae. Bases 16 to 1029 code for a protein of 337 amino acids. Gene Ontology annotation, cellular component: endoplasmic reticulum; Golgi membrane. Gene Ontology annotation, molecular function: prenyltransferase activity. Gene Ontology annotation, biological process: menaquinone biosynthetic process; vitamin K biosynthetic process.
CCACGUGUAGCUUCCAUGGCGGCCUCACAGGUCCUGGGGGAGAUUAACAUACAGGCGGGAGAGACGGCCAAGGCCGGAGACAGGGACCUGCUGGGGAACGACUGUCCGGAGCUGGACGGGCUUCUCCAACGCUCCUGGAGGCAGAAGUGCGCCUCUUACGUGCUGGCCCUACGGCCCUGGAGCUUCAGUGCUUCACUCACCCCGGUGGCCCUGGGCAGUGCCCUGGCCUACAGAUCCCAGGGCGUCCUGGAUCCCAGGCUGCUGGUGGGUUGUGCUGUGGCUGUCCUGGCCGUGCACGGGGCUGGCAAUUUGGUCAACACUUACUAUGACUUUUCCAAGGGCAUUGACCACAAAAAGAGUGAUGACAGGACCCUGGUGGACCGAAUCUUGGAGCCCCAGGAUGUUGUUCGGUUUGGAGUCUUCCUCUACACUUUGGGCUGUGUCUGUGCCGCUUGUCUCUACUACCUGUCUCCUCUGAAACUGGAGCACUUGGCUCUCAUCUACUUUGGAGGCCUGUCUGGCUCCUUUCUCUACACAGGAGGAAUUGGAUUCAAGUAUGUGGCUCUGGGAGACCUCGUCAUCCUCAUCACUUUUGGCCCGCUGGCUGUGAUGUUCGCCUAUGCCGUCCAGGUGGGGUCCCUGGCGGUCUUCCCACUGGUCUACGCCAUCCCCCUCGCCCUCAGCACCGAGGCCAUUCUCCAUUCCAACAACACCAGGGACAUGGAGUCCGACAGGGAGGCCGGCAUCGUCACGCUCGCCAUCCUCAUCGGCCCCACCCUCUCCUACAUGCUCUACAACACGCUGCUCUUCCUGCCCUACCUGAUCUUCAGCAUCCUGGCCACACACUGCAGCAUCAGUCUGGCCCUCCCCCUACUCACCAUCCCCAUGGCCUUCUCCCUGGAGAGACAGUUCCGAAGCCAGACUUUCAACAAACUGCCCCAGAGGACUGCCAAACUCAACCUCUUGCUGGGGCUCUUCUAUGUCUUUGGUAUCAUUCUGGCCCCAGCGGGCAGUCUGCCCAAACUGUAAGGGGACCCAGAGCUCCCCCUCCCCGUUUCCCAGUAUUGGAAUAUGUUUGUUGAAGGCAGAGAAUCCGAGGAGGAAGGGUGACUUAGCAGCGAGGGGGCUGAGGUUGGCUUCUGAACUCCCACCUUUUUUUAUUAUUAUCUUUCUAAAGAUAAGGUUUUCAUUUUGUAUUACUCCGUUUUAUGGUGAAUCUCGAAACCACUGGUAGCGGGUGAACUGGCUGCGUGGUCCUUGUUUUAUUUAUAAUUUCCACUAGGGGGUGAUGUUAGGUCACUUUAAAGCAGAUUAAAAGGCCCUAAGACUGUGAAGGAGCUGCCGGGUUGGCCUCCUGUCCUGGAAGCGCAGUAGUCACUGGGCUCCCGCUUGCCCUGCUCACCCGCCGGAGGUGUCAUCCUGGUAGCUUGGUCUCGCAGGAUGUGCCCGUGAUCGGUGCCAGGCCCCAGUGACCCGGGGCGCAUCUGUCUUUUACCCUGAGCCCUUGGGGCCUGAAAUACACUGCUUGAGAGAGAAAGUCCCUCAUUAACAGCCUACCGUGGCUCCCGGCUUUUUGCCUAGGUCGGGAUUCGGACACUUUGACCCUUCAUCUCUCCUUUCACUUACUGCAGCAUCAGUCUGGCCCUCCUGUUCUUUGGCUGCCCUGGCUUUAGAUCCUCUGCAGAGAAGUGGCAGAUCAACCUGCAGCCAGCUAGCCAAGCUGAGGGCUGGGGAAGGGAGCAACCCCACCCUGGAGGCAGCUGAGAAAGUCACUCUGCUUUUGAUUAGAAAUUGGUACCACUGCUAUUUUCCCUUUGCAGGACCUACUGGAUGGCAGGAAGGACUCCAGCCCUUUCAGUAACUAUUAAGAGCCCUGAAAUCGUAGGGAUUUCAGACUCCUUAAAGCUCCUUCCCCUGACCCAUCGCCUUUCCUCCUGCCUCCCUGUGCCCACCUUCUGUCCGGUUCCCAUUUGUGUGUCUCCCAGCCACGGAGCCUGACUAUUUGGGUAGCAGUUUAGCAGCUGAAUUGGGGGCAGUUGUCAUUUCCCACAGAGCCACAGGAUGAGCAGACCAGGGACGUCCGCUCAUCCGUGAACGAAUAAGCCGAUAGACACAGUCCUGACCCUCUUCAGCCAAAAUGGCAGGCCCUGCCAGGGAAGGCACUGUGUUUUCCUAUUUGAAGACAGACGUGCAGUAUUGACCCUGCUUCUCCCAAAGGCUUCCGUUGCCUUGUGCAAAGAUCUUUUGCUCCCAGAAUGGGGGAAUUCCAGUGCUGAUCGUAGCUGUUUCUCACUUCAGUGCCUGCAAAGUACAAUUUCUGGGCGAGAGUGGCUCAGCUGUCUUUGGUCCAAGACUGAAAUAGAUCGAGACCAUCAUCAUUAUACUUUUCUGUUGUGAUUAUAGCCUUUCUGAUUGGUGUUUCAGGGUCUUGGCCGCCGAAAGAGACAAGAACUAGUUCUUACCCCUUCAAAUCAGGUUAAUUAUGAUUUGGCUCCUUGGAGUUAGAAUUGGUCAGUCUCCUUGGAAAAAACAUGUUUGGAAAUUGCAGGCAUUCCUCCAAAGCUAAAGGUGGUUUGUCUGCAGAGGUCCAGAAUCCUCGAAUGGUGGUCGGAACCCAGUAACAGGAGAAGGAAGGACGGUCCUCCUAUCCUGCCGUUCUUCCCAGCACCAUUUUUGUUUUACACCAGGCCCAGAGCAUUGUGCUUCAAAGCCAGGCUCUUGUGGCUCCUCUUGAGAGCAGGCCGUUCUCACACAGGGCUCCCUCCUGCGGCUCUAGGACUGGAGCUCCCUGCAUCCCCAGACCACACCCGCCUUCCUAAGCCCUCAUGCCGGGAGGUGUCCGUUGGCCUCUGCACUGCAUCGUGGUACAGAUUUUAAUGCGUAUUUUUAUAUAUAAAUAUUUUAAAAGGCCAAAUUUAGUGCCAGGGUUUAUAUGCAGGCCACCACAUUUGUAUUACAUCUCCUGAUUCAAUGAAGGUGUUCUUUAGACUUGUUAAUAAAAACAAUAUUUAU